Messenger RNA from Octopus bimaculoides (California two-spot octopus), 1662 nucleotides. RefSeq lists its product as uncharacterized. The record is from RefSeq and is a predicted model, not a curated record. Lineage: Eukaryota; Metazoa; Mollusca; Cephalopoda; Octopoda; Octopodidae.
AGUAGAGGUAGCAACAGACAUACAUCUAUAACUGUCGACCAGUUUUAGGAUUUGAAGGAGGGCAUCUGAAUGAAAAGAAAAGUCAGAAAAUAAAAAAAAGAAUGUGAGAGAAACAAAACAAAAACGACGAAAUUAAAAAUAAAACGAGUAAUUUUACAGAUAUGAAAUCAUUUAUAAAGAGGAUAAAAAGAAAUAGAUACUCCAGCGUGUAUAAAUACAGACCAGACAAUACGUCACCAUCAUCAACACCACGCCAAAGUCCAAAUUUUGCCAAAGCUUUGUCCUCGACCAAUAAUUCUUCUGCUGUUGGUGCGACUAUGGGAAAUCCAAAUAAAUUCUUAUUACCGAAGAAUCUAGAAACUGAAGACCAGCAUUAUCCAUCAUGUUGUCUUCAUUUUCCUCACAAUUUACCAGGAAUACCAUUUCCAAACGGGAAAAUACAAUCGGAAAUCAAAUACCCGAAGUAUAUGUGUACAUGUGCACAUCAUAAUAUUCGUAAUAAUCAUUAUAACCCUAUGACAUUUAUUUCGAAGGAACUUUCCGAUAACUGCACUGAAAGUAGUUGCGAGGCAAGUGAUCUAACGCCAAGAGAUCUUAUGCAUACGUGUUACGGUUUUGGUCAAAUGAAAGAUAAUGAUUGUAAUAAUAGUGAUUGCGAUAGUUUAAGUAUUACAUCUUACUCAGAUAUAUCAGAAUUCGAAUACUCCGGUAAAGACAUCCCAAACGAUGAAUCAUUAAAUGCGGGGAUAGAUUAUAUGAACCCCUUCCAAAAUGGUUUUAUGAUUCCAGAUGACCAUGAUCCGACAAAUUGUGAAUUAGAAUACAUUAUGUCUGAUACCUAUCAAGACAUACCUCAAUUUAAAUCCAAAUCAAGCAUGAUGCGUCAUAUCUUCUUUCCAUAUCCAUCCCAGUAUAACAACGAGAGACACUUCGACUUGGCUGAAAAUCAGCUUUCUGGGAAAAGGGAUUUGGGGAAGCGAGGUGGACUGCUGAAGCCGAUAGAAAAAACAAUGAAGGAUAGAACCAUGUUAAAACCAAUCAUGAGGUCAAAUACAUAUUUUGAACAAGAAUCAUGUAAACGGAAGAACAACACCGCUAAUACAAGGCAGAGACAAAGAAUAUAUUUUUGUGACGCGAGACGAGACAAAAGUGUCAUCAAAAAUCCGAACUCCAACAAAAACAUUGUGUUCACAUCGGAUGCAAUUUCAAUUGGAGACCACAUAGGAAUUUCACCUGAUUUUAAAGAGAAUUUGCCAAACCAAGUCAACUAUGAAUAUGAGAGUAAAAACGUUUCACUAAAUGGUAAUCGAGUUUUCCAAUGCUACACUUCUUCAGUUGACGAAGUAGAAAAUUCAUUGGAAAACAGAGAUGAUAGAAUACUCUUCGGCAACAAAGAAAUCAACAGUCUUAUCAACACUAUGAAUGCUACUUCAAAUGGUCUAGGAGCAGAUUGUUUACCAAAUAUAUCAUUAUCUAAAACAUUUAAAGUCAUAUCCAGUGAGCAAAACUCACCUGAUCCUGUAACAGCAUAUUCAGCUCCACCAAAUACCAAUUAUAUAAAGAACACUAGCAAAUUCUCUUCCAUUUUUGACACGUUUUUAUGCUGCAAAAGAAAAAUUUAAGAUAAAGUUAUUAAAAUGAAAUUUUGUCGUCACAUUCAUA